Gymnodraco acuticeps is the source of this 529-nucleotide messenger RNA. Its product is annotated as moronecidin-like. Lineage: Eukaryota; Metazoa; Chordata; Actinopteri; Perciformes; Bathydraconidae. The record is from RefSeq and is a predicted model, not a curated record. Gene Ontology annotation, biological process: defense response to bacterium. The coding region runs from base 81 to 398 and encodes 105 amino acids. The transcript is spliced from 4 exons.
GUUCGACAGAGAGAUUCACAUCACUUGAAGAUCUCACUUUGCACUCUUGACAAGCCUCUUGGUUCAGACUCUCAAUCAGGAUGAAGUGUGCUAUGAUGUUCCUGGUGUUGACGCUGGUGGUCCUCAUGGCUGAACCUGGGGAGGGUUUCAAAUUUUGGCAUCAUGUCGGUCAUGUAUUGAAUGCUGCCAAAAAAGUCCAUGGAAUGUUGACCGGAGAAGAACUUGAAGCGAUGAAAGCGCAGGAAGCGAUGGAAGCGCAGGAAGCGAUGAAAGCGAUGAAAGCGAUGAACGCGCAGGAAGCGAUGAAAGCGAUGAACGCGCAGGAAGCGAUGGAAGCGAUGAAAGCGCAGGAAGCGAUGGAACAACGUGCGUUCCAACAAGAGAACGACUUUGCCUGAGUCCAUGAUGGUCCAUCUGAAAAAUAAAUGCUUUCUUCUGCUUUUUUCUUCAACAUAAAAAUGUAAUCAACCUAUCUGUUUUAAAUUGAUCUUCUUCUCAUUUGGAAUAAAUCUGCAUUGCAUUACACAAA